Messenger RNA from Phytophthora nicotianae INRA-310, 2812 nucleotides. RefSeq lists its product as hypothetical. Gene Ontology annotation, biological process: ubiquitin-dependent protein catabolic process; protein polyubiquitination. Gene Ontology annotation, molecular function: protein binding; ubiquitin protein ligase activity. Bases 1 to 2784 code for a protein of 927 amino acids. The transcript is spliced from 9 exons. Lineage: Eukaryota; Oomycota; Peronosporomycetes; Peronosporales; Peronosporaceae. The record is from RefSeq and is a predicted model, not a curated record.
AUGUUCUUGCGCGACAACGAGCUGGCUCGUGGGGGCAGGCGCGGCGACCGCGCGCGUGUGCUGCAGCUGGCGAGAGAGCAGCGAGAGGCACGUGGCCGACGCAAGGAGCAGGAGACGGCAGCCAAGCAGCUGCAGGCGUUUGUGCGUGGGCGUCUCGCUGCUCGACGCUUACGGACGCACUCGCGAUCCGAAUUUGACCAAAAACUGGGCGACAUUGCGAAGUUGAAGGUUAUUUUGCAACUGCCCCACAUGCCGCUGCCUUACGACGCACUUUUUGAGUUGCUGCGUUUGAUGCUGUCCUUCUACACUGGAAGUGGAGAAGAUGCAGACAGGUUGCUGCAGUUGAGCUCACUAUUUGCAGACACGCUGGUUGCUUCUUCAGACGGGAUCAAAGGGAACGAGGGGAUGCAGAGAGACUGGCAACUGCGACGACUCGUUGAUUUGUGUCUGCAAUGCAGCAGUGCGUCGUCAUCUACAGUAGAAGUGUCUGUGGGGUUUAAGACCGUGCGGGUAUUGAUGGAUGCCUUGCCGGAGAUCCAACAGUACAUGGUUUCUGGUCGGUUGGUUGUGUUCGACCCCCGGAAGGAGCUAUACAUCGAGAUGCCCAAAGCUUCGGUGACUCAAAUUGUCCGACAGCAACUGGUUUUGACACGGGGCCAGGUCCCGAUGUCGGCCAAUGUGAAAGAGACUCCGUAUUGCAAUGCGUUGGUAACUUUUGUGGUGCAUCUUCUUACGACGACAAGUGGCAUUCUUGAGGCAUUUGUGAUGGAAAUCUUUUCAGUGCCUCUGUUGAACCAAGUGGUAGCAAGUGACCGACUGCUCCAACUUACGAACUUGUCGUUGUGGAAUAGACUGCUUAGUGCUGGACUGCACUUGUCCGUAUUCGACUUCCCCGCCUCACCAGUUACUGGGAUUGCAUCUGAAGCCUGGUUUCUCGGAAACAUUCUUUGGAUAUCUGACCGUGUGGAGGGUAAAACCGACACUAUCGUUCUGAAUGAGGUUCAGCUCCUCUCAAAACUGCUGCAAUCUGUGCCACCAGCAACGUACGCUGCUUCGGGAGUGGCUGUGUCGUGGACAAAAGUAUCCGAGUCUCACUCCGUGCCCGUGGUGUUCCCAGAAGCUUUGAACGAGCAGCUACAAAUUUUGGUUAAUGACCACUAUCUGCGCUCAAUGUGUAAUCACCUCCUUUCGUUUUCUCCGAGCGCUCUUCGCCACCCGCUGGCGACACAACGACCGACGCCGAUGUGCCCCGAAGCGCCAACAAUUGCGGAACAAUUUGGGUUCGGUGAUAUCGCAUCUGCGUCUUCGUUGUCAACUUCACUUUCGGUAACGUGGCAGAAGGUGAAAUCAAUUGGCAAGGCGACGUGGGCUCGGAAUUUGUUCGAGAAAGCUGGAUUACGGCGUAGACGAGAGAGCGACCAAGAGGUUAAUGCCGUCGAGGAUGCUACUCAGUUGCAGAAUACUUCCAGACAAGCGCGUCAAAUUGCUGCAAACGGCGUUGAUGAUAAGAGAAAAUCAAGAAGCUCAACAGUUCAGCGUACAGCAACGAAGAAGCUGUACGAAAGCUCGGAACCUUUCGUGCUGGAUAACAUUAAGGCACUGUCAUGCUUGUGCGGGACAUUCCUGUUUCGGUGGGGAAAUGAUGGUGGAAAGCGGCAGUCCUACGCAAUGCGCUUACUCAACACAUUGGCGUUCUAUCAUGUGGAGAUUGUCGAGACUGAAGAAGAUGAAACGCAGAACGUGUCUCUGGUUCGAAUGCUGUGGUGUGUACUGCAAGACAUCAGAAAUUUUGAAGACUUCGCCAAGAAUGUGGACUUGAUUCAUGCGCGCAGUUCAGACCCGUAUGUGUGCAUGUUGGUGCUGUUUUGUAUGUUAUACGAACAUCUACUGGUUGUUAUGGAUGACGAAGAGAUGUACGAGCAAGAGUACCCGCUGCCUCUUUGCCAGAUCGAGCGGAUUGUAGUGAGUCUGAAGCAUGCGCUUCAUGAAGCGUAUUGGAAUUACGCCAAUCUCGCUCCAUCUUCUGAAUCCGUUGCGUUUGGCAUGUUUGUCGUGGAAAUGGCGACUCGUUUGAUGCGAGUUCUCUAUAAUCGGUGUUCUCGUCAGCCUUUUUGCAAUGUCUCGAGCUGGAUCAUUGCCGAGUUGGAUAGCAACCAAUUGAUUGAAGAGGUUUUGCUGGGCACACCUCGAGCCAACAAGCUAAUCCAAUCGAUGCCAUAUCUGGUACCUUUUAGUGACCGGGUCAAAUUAUUCCAACGACUCGUCAAGGCCGACAAGGAAAUCCACCAGAAUGAAAGCUGCUCGGUGUACCCGAUCCCUGCGGGUUUCUUUGACGAUUCCUUGGCCGACGCCAAGGCCCGCAGUGUGGACGUGAAGCAGCUGGCAGAAAAACAGCUCGAGUCCGAGUGGGAAGCAUUUCAAGAGUUUGCAGCCGAGGUAGAGCAGCAGUCGGUCCAGGAGGAGAAGCAACAGGUGGAGGAAACCAAGGAGCGCGAGGCGGUCGAGCAGCUCGAGAAUAUGGAGUACGUCGACAGAUACCGUGUGAUACUGGAGCGUGCAACCAGCCUUCGCAGCGGAGACAAGAAGCGCAAAGCAGAGAAACGGAAGCGAGACAGAGGCAUCGACGACGUGGUUGAGGAAGACGGCGAGACAGGAGCCUCCAGUACCGUCGAGACAACGCUGGAAGAGGACACGAAGAAACAUAAGAAGGCAAAGAAGCAGCACUCAGACGACGACUCUGACGAUGACUUUGACCCGUGCAACUGGAGGUCUCGUGGCAUCUAACAUUUCAAUGAACACAUUGACAAUUGGU